UAUCUGACAUUACAAUUUAUACAAGAAAAACGUAAACUUUCUUCAAAAACAUGGUGGCAUCUCAGUGAAAAGGGUGUAUAUUUCCACUAUUCAUAAUAAAAAUUAAGAAGCUUAUUAAGCAGGAGUGUUUGAUACAAUUUGUAAACACCGCACCAAUAAGCUUCAUACAAAAUUAAGUAUGACGUCUGAAGAAAUCCAGAUAUCCGAAGAACUUAAGGGAUGUUACGAGAAUCUUAUUGUGAUCGACAUUGGCGCAAACUUAACAAACAAGAAAUAUAGCCGUGAUCUCGAUUCGGUGGUUCAAAGGGCAAAAGAUGCAGGUGUCCAGAAGAUCAUGGUCACAGGUACAUCGGUUCGAAGCAGUAAAGAAGCACUGAGACUGACCCGCUUAUAUCCGAGCACAAUAUACUCAACAGCAGGGGUGCACCCGCACGACGCGAAGUCAAUGUCGGAGGAGGAGGCGUGGGCGGAGCUGGCGGCCACGGCGGCCGCGCCCGAGUGCGUCGCGCUCGGCGAGUGCGGCCUCAACUACACCAAGGACUUCUCCGAGCCCGGCGUGCAGCGGGAGGUCUUCAAGCGGCAGGUCGAAAUGGCGUGCGAACUCCGAAAACCGCUCUUUGUUCACGAAAAGGAAGCCCAAGAUGAUUUAAUAAAAAUUCUCGAUGAAUUCGGCAACCGCUUACCGCCCGUCGUCAUCCACUCGUUCACGGGCUCAGUGGAGCAAGGGAUCAAGUAUAUAGAGAAGGGCUUCUACCUUGGUAUCACAGGGUACAUAUGCAAGGAUAAAUCAGACGGCGGUAUUAGACGGCUGCUCUCAGAGAGGAUAUUGCCGUUGGACAAAUUGCUCGUCGAAACCGAUUCGCCCUUCAUGUACCCGAAUAUGAGGGCUUCGAAACUGCCCUUGCACGUUAAGGACUCGUUAACUGAGAGAUCCAUGACGUUCGUGAACCGCUACUGCACGUUCCAACGCAACGAGCCGUGCGCGCUGCCCGCCAUCGUGGAGCUCAUCGCCGGCUUCCUGGCGCAGCGGCCCGAGGACGUGGCGCUCGCCACCGCCUUCAACGCCCUCAAGCUCUUCGGCCUCAGCCAGUAAUGUACGCACUCCGGAUCUGGAACUUUUGGACUGUCGAUGUAACGUUUCGAUGACGGUAUUUAUUCUUCAGGUUACGUGACGUCCUGUUUUGGGGAUUGCUGUCAUUAUUGUGACACGAUUUGAUAUUCUGUCGAUUAGGUUUAUUGGAGUGAAAUGUUUUUUUUAUAUAUUAAAUGGCUUACGUUUCGAUUUAAAAUCAAAUCGAUGACGAUAAAGCUCAUUGUAUACCCGCGAUAAAAAUGAGCGCAGUCGUAUAUUGUAUCUGACAGUCCAAAAAUCUCCAGGUCCUGGUGAUUGAAAUUAAAUAAACGAAAAUUAUAUUUAUGUACCCAUAUUUACGCGAAAUAUUGUGCCUUUAUUCAUACAACAUAUAUUUUAUAUUUAAUCAUAUAUAAUAAGUAUAUUUAUAGCGAUUGAAUGUUACCUAAUUAAGAGAUUUAUUCAAGAGUUAAACAUAUAAUAUACUUAUACAUAUGUUGGUUUCUUCAGACGUCAAUUUAUAUGACAGCGAUAGAAACGAUUAUACACAUGUUAAGGAUAUAUGACAAUAAUAAUAUGACAUUGGGAUGUAGAGGGAGACGGGUAGUGGAAAUAAUAAGGGGGGAGAAAUGUUUGUGUUACAAAGCCCACUGAGCGCUGGUCUCGCCACGCAAAUUUUAUUAUAUAAAUGCAAAAGCAGCUCGUCUUGUCAAUGUAACCCUCAUACGGCAUUCAGAGGCUAUUUUAUAUGAAAAUUUGCAUUGUUAUGUCUUGCCAUCAUUAUUUAAUGAUAUAUUAACGCGUCUCCUAAUUUAUAAAUAUCAAAUUAGUGCCGGCCAGGUUGUCUAGUUUAGUGUGAUUUUUGCAAAAUCAAACGAAUAAUAAUUAUAUUAAAGUAUAUAUAUUUUUUAUUAAUAUUUAAAGCGUACCUGAACGCUUCGAGACUAAUGCCAUUUAUAAUUAAUUAAAUAAAAAAUAAGUUUCAUAAUAUUUCUAUGACGAUAUAUUGUCUGUGGUUAUUUUUUUUGUCUAUUAUAUUUUUUACACGGUAUUUGUGUAGGUCUUUUAUGUUGUUUUUUUUUGCGUUUUGCACAUGCCUUUGAUGUAUUUAGCAAUAUAAUUGCGUUCGCACACAUGUGUUUGGUGACGUCACAACUAAAUACAUGUAUGCGAGUGUAUAAUUAAUAUGGUGGCAAUCGAUGACAACUUAGUCAUUAUGAUCUCAAUAUGUCUACGAAUGUAUAGAGAUAUAUUUUUUAUAUAAAAAUCCAGCUGUGACGUAGCUUUAAAUAAAAA
Nymphalis io (European peacock) is the source of this 2368-nucleotide messenger RNA. RefSeq names its product 3'-5' ssDNA/RNA exonuclease TatD. Gene Ontology annotation, molecular function: single-stranded DNA 3'-5' DNA exonuclease activity. The record is from RefSeq and is a predicted model, not a curated record. The transcript has 6 exons. NCBI's taxonomy places the organism in Eukaryota, Metazoa, Arthropoda, Insecta, Lepidoptera, Nymphalidae. The coding region runs from base 179 to 1093 and encodes 304 amino acids. Gene Ontology annotation, cellular component: cytosol.